AUGGACACCGAUGGAGAAAUGGGCCACGCAACCGACGUAAGGCGAAAAUGGUUGAAAUUCGAUGGCCGCAAGCCACACUGUGUAACGCCUUUUCGUGGGCGCAGAUACACUCUGGUGUUCUUCACGUAUUCCAACCCGCAGAAAUCGACGUCCUUGUCCCGGCAGGAGGAGGAGUAUCUUCGUGCCUUGGCAUUUCCACUCCCGGCGCAGGUGUGCAGCAACCGUGCAAGUGCAGCUGUCAGCAGGCCGCUGCCCUGUCCGACUCUGAGUGUGCAAGCUGCACGCUACAGCUUUCAGCGCUUCAAGCAGAAGGUGGCUGCCCGCGGGGGGCUCCGGCGCAAGGCUCUGAUCGUUCAGGUUGGGAAGUCAAAAAUCAGAGUCAUGGUCUCCAGCUCUAUGCCUUUAAAGCUUGCCAACGAAGCCGUGCCACACGGCAAGGCAUCCGCGCGGCUUUUCGCCGGCUCCUUGAGGUUCUUGACUGAUGAGGCCGCAGUGAAGACGCACGAUCAGCGAUUCGAGAACAUCUCCAUAGCACGCGGGGUCCUUCACGUGUUUCCGAAGACGGACGUCGUGAGGAGGAGAUUAGGUGGCCCGUUGCAGAGUGCAUGGCCUGCUCCGAACAAUACAAUAGCAGGACCUGGUGCGCAUAUUCAAAGGACUUCGGAAUCACGCUGGGUGGCAGAAGCAAAGCUCUGCUAA
Molecule: messenger RNA, 699 nt
Organism: Symbiodinium necroappetens
Lineage: Eukaryota; Dinophyceae; Suessiales; Symbiodiniaceae
Source: the annotation of a GenBank genome assembly